AUGGCGACGACGACGACGACGCGGGCGCGGGCGGUGGGGACGACGAUGACGACGUCGCGCGCGCCGCGGCGUCGCGCGCGCGCGCGCGGGCGGGCGCGCGCGGUGAAGGAGGAGAAAUUUCGCGUGCGGGAUGAGGAGACGGCGCUCGGACGAGACGCGCGGGUGGGGAUCCUGGGCGGCGGACAGCUCGGACGCAUGUUGGGGAUCGCGGCGUCGCCGAUGGGGGUGCGAUUGAAGGCUUUGGACCCGACCGAGAACUGCCCGGCGAGCGUGUCGUCGACGCAGGUCGUCGGGAGCUUUCGGGAUAAAGAGGCUGUGAAGGCUUUCGCGCGGGAGUGCGACGUGCUCACGGUUGAAAUCGAGCACAUCGACGUGGAGGCGCUGAGGGAGCUCGCGGCGGAGGGUGUGGACGUGCAGCCGACGCCGGAGACGCUGGCGACGAUUCAGGAUAAGUACGCGCAAAAAGUGCACUUCUCGCAGGCGGGCGUGCCUCUGGGACCGUUCGCGGACUGCCCGGAUGAGGCGGCGCUGCAAAAGGCGGCGAGUGAAUUUGGGUUUCCGCUCAUGCUCAAGUCGAAGCGUUUGGCGUACGAUGGUCGAGGGAACGCGGUGGCGAAGACUGCCGCCGAUCUGAACGACGCCGUGGUCAAGCUCGGCGGGUUUGAGCAAGGUUUAUAUUGCGAGAAGUGGGUGCCGUUUGCGAAGGAGCUGGCGGUGAUGGUCGUGCGCGCGCGAGACGGCGAGACGCGCGCAUACCCCGUCGUGGAGACGGUUCACGAGGAUAAUAUUUGCGACAUCACCACGACUCCCGCACCGGUUCCGAACAAGGUCGCCGAGGCGGUUCAAGAGGCGGCCAAGAAGGCGAUCGGUUCGUUUACGGGUGCGGGCAUUUUCGGCGUCGAGUUGUUCCUCUUGCACGACGGCUCCAUUCUGCUCAACGAGUGCGCGCCGAGGCCGCAUAACAGCGGACACUACACCAUCGAGGGCUGCGCGUGCUCGCAAUACGAGAACCAUCUGCGCGCGAUCUUGGGCUGGCCUCUGGGAGACACCUCGCUGAAGGUUGGCGGAGCCGUGAUGAAGAACAUUUUGGGUGACGCCGAGGGCGACGAGGCAAUGUCUCGCGCACACCGCCUCAUGGGCGCGGCGUUAGAGGUCCCGGGCGCGAGCAUUCAUUGGUACGAAAAGCCGGAUAUGAAGGCUGCGCGUAAGAUGGGUCACAUCACCGUCGUCGGACCGAGUGCGGCGGUGGCCACGGAGCGCUUGGACACAAUCCUGCGCGCCGCCAAGGGCGACCAUACGCCCGCCAAGCCGGCGCCUCAGGUGGGCAUCAUCAUGGGUUCGGAUAGCGACUUGCCUACGAUGAGCGCCGCCGCGGAGGUCUUGGAAUCAUUCGGCAUCGGUUGCGAGGUCACGGUGAUCUCUGCUCAUCGAACGCCCGAUCGCAUGAACGAUUACGCCAAGAGCGCGCACACGCGCGGUAUUCGAGCCAUUAUCGCUGGCGCCGGCGGCGCCGCGCAUCUUCCCGGAAUGGUGGCCGCCAUGACUCCGCUCCCCGUCAUCGGUGUUCCUGUGCCGCUGAAGUACCUCGACGGCAUGGACUCCCUCCUCUCCAUCGUUCAAAUGCCCAAGGGCGUUCCCGUGGCCACCGUCGCCAUCGGGAACAGCGCCAACGCCGGACUCAUCGCCGCCCGCAUCGUCUCCGCGUACGAGCCCACCGUUCUGUCUAAGAUGUUAGCCUACCAGGAAGACAUGGAGAACGUGGUGUUGAACAAGGCGAGUAAGCUCGAAGACCUCGGCUACCGAGCCUACCUCGACCAAAUGUAA
Messenger RNA from Ostreococcus tauri, 1824 nucleotides. Its product is annotated as Rudiment single hybrid motif. The transcript has 2 exons. Gene Ontology annotation, molecular function: ATP binding; metal ion binding; phosphoribosylaminoimidazole carboxylase activity. The record is from RefSeq and is a predicted model, not a curated record. Gene Ontology annotation, biological process: 'de novo' IMP biosynthetic process. Lineage: Eukaryota; Viridiplantae; Chlorophyta; Mamiellophyceae; Mamiellales; Bathycoccaceae. The coding region runs from base 1 to 1824 and encodes 607 amino acids.